GAAUCACAUGAUUUUUUGUUUAAGUUCUUGGUUAUUGGAAAUGCAGGAACUGGAAAAUCUUGCUUACUUCAUCAGUUUAUUGAAAAAAAAUUCAAAGAUGACUCAAAUCAUACAAUAGGAGUGGAAUUUGGCUCAAAGAUAAUAAAUGUUGGUGGUAAAUACGUAAAGUUACAAAUAUGGGAUACAGCAGGACAAGAGCGAUUCAGGUCAGUGACAAGAAGUUACUACAGAGGCGCGGCUGGGGCUCUCCUUGUCUACGACAUCACCAGCCGAGAAACCUACAAUGCGCUUACUAAUUGGUUAACAGAUGCCAGAAUGCUGGCGAGUCAGAACAUCGUGAUCAUCCUCUGCGGGAACAAGAAGGACCUGGACGCAGACCGCGAGGUCACCUUCUUGGAAGCCUCCAGAUUUGCUCAGGAAAAUGAGCUGAUGUUUUUGGAAACAAGUGCACUAACAGGGGAGAAUGUAGAAGAGGCUUUUGUACAGUGUGCAAGAAAAAUACUUAACAAAAUCGAAUCAGGUGAGCUGGACCCAGAGAGAAUGGGCUCCGGAAUUCAGUAUGGAGAUGCUGCCUUGAGACAGCUGAGGUCGCCACGGCGCUCGCAAGCCCCAAACGCCCAGGAGUGUGGUUGCUAGGAGCCUCAGGGGCACAGAGGUGCUCAUACAGUGGUCUUUGGGACACAGUUGUUGGAUCCUGAGGAAUCUGAAGUUUUUUACCACCAUCUUUUUCUACUCUGUAUAGAAGUAGAUUUGUGGGGGAAAAAGAAUUCGGGCUGUUCUGCAAGCUAGUGAAAGUGGCAACUCAUAUAAUAAAUCUCAGUCAAUGGACAACACCGUUAGAUGUAUGCACGUAUGUAAAAGUUUUCCGUCCCGCAUUGCCCUGUCACCUUUAGUUGAAAACAUGGUAUGUACUGAAUAUAGCCAGUCUGGCUCCAUGGCAUGGUAUUUGAUGUAUGAUAUGAUGGAAUGUUGCACUAAAUGCAGUUAAUAUUUUAUUUUUUUUAAUCAUAGGAACUAAAAUGUGUUAAUUGUGAGGUGUGCUUUUCUCAUCAUGUCGGUUGUAUUGCACAAUUGGUUAUAUUUAUGACCUGAUAUUCAAAGACUCUGGCAUUGAUAGCCGGUGCAUUUCUUAUUUAAUCCUGUUUACCACAUUCUACAUGGUGUUUUCGUGAUCCACACUUGAAACGCUAACUAGGUCAGUAGUCAUUCACUAACAUACCAAAAUAAAAGGAAAAAGGGAGUUUUUCCAUGAACUUUUUACCCUGUCCAGCCCUCCAUUGAUUUGAAAGUACCUUCAUCCAGGUUAAUCCAGGAAGUAUAACUGGAGUACCUGCUCUGUUUUAGGCUAUCAGGUCAGGACUGAGGAUUCUGGGACCUUUAGCCAAACCCGCCAGCGGGUUUGAUACUCUACUCUCAGCGGUUGAUAAAAUGCCAUGACCAUGGAAGCUGGGGCCAACUGUGUGUCUCCAGUUUGCUGAUCGCUGGUCUUGCAGCUAGAAAACACAUUGUACUUUGCUUUUCCUGGAAUUCAGUAUAAUGGCAUCACUGCCUGCUUUUCAAGUUAUUUUAUGUUCAUUUUAAGGAAACCCACUAAAUCUAGUUAAUAUCAAAAUGAUACCACUUGUUGAGAUGUUUCUUUGUAGCUUUUGCUGAACACUUAAAUGCCUUACUACGGUUAUCAAGUUGACAUGUUUUUAAUCCAUAUAAGGUAUAUUGGGUAUAGUGAAGUAUGAUGUACAUUGUUUCACAGAGACUUGUUCAUACAUUUUAAAAUGUCAAUGCAAAAAAUAUGUAAUGGAACCUUCUUUAAAGCUGAAAUACAGCAUUAUUUAAGUCUGAAA
Molecule: messenger RNA, 1841 nt
Organism: Carlito syrichta (Philippine tarsier)
Lineage: Eukaryota; Metazoa; Chordata; Mammalia; Primates; Tarsiidae
Gene: RAB4A
Product: RAB4A, member RAS oncogene family
Exons: 8
Biological process (GO): Rab protein signal transduction; regulation of endocytosis
Cellular component (GO): postsynaptic recycling endosome
Molecular function (GO): GTP binding; GTPase activity
Source: RefSeq, a predicted model, not a curated record